GCACCCCUGGGCGCCUGCGUGGUGGAGCUGGAGAUCCCCCAGCGCUGGUUCUCCACCGCGUCCCCCACCCCACGCCGGGCAGCCGAGCCCCCAGACCCCCAGGAGCCCCAAGAACCUGUUGAGCUCCACUACAGCGUGUGCGGCCGCGCGGGGGCCACGUCCCGGCUCCUGGGGACGCUGGAGCUGCGGGCGGCGGGGCCGGAGCGGCGCCAGGAGGUGAGGCUGGACGACAAGGUGCUGCUGAGCGUCCCCGAUGCCACCUUCCUGCCGGGACAGCGUUUCACCGCCACCUUGGCCCUGAGGCACAACUUCACCGCCCAGCAGCUGACGCUUCGGAUCAAGGCAAAGAAGGGGCUGCAGGUGGUGGCCGCCCGGCCAGUGUCCCCCAGUACCUGGAGUGUCCACCUGGAGCGUGCCCGGGGUCCCAAGCACUCCACGGCCGUGGGGACCCGCCGGAGGAACGGUGGCGGGAGGGGGUCCGGUGGGGCAAGGGAGGAACAUGGGGGGCUAGGGGGCCAGAGGGGUGGCACAGAGGCUGAGGAGGUGCCCCCGUGUCCCCAGGUGCGCUCCCCCCUCUCCGCCUCCCUGCUGGGGGAGCAGACGCUGGUGGUGUCGGAGGAGAAGGUGACGGUGACAGAGCUGCGGGGACAGGUGGUGUCGGGGCUGUCCCUGUCCCUGCGGGCACAGCCGGCUCACCCGGGCCUGGUCACUGUCACCGCCCAGGGGACAGCCACCCUGCGGGCCCCCAAGCAGGAGGCCACGCUGUCUGUCUGGCUGUCCUUCUCCGACCGCACGCUGGCCCCGCUGGAGCUGUACGGCUGGCAGGACACCACCUUGACCGUCACCUCCCUGGACCCCGCCGUGGUCACCGUCGGGGGCUCUCCCGCCACCACCAAUCCCACGGGAACUCCCAGCAUCCCAGCAGGACCUCCCAGCACCACCGCCAACGCCUCGGCGGCCCCAGCGCUGAGGCUGUCCGGGGGCCGGAGCCGCUGCGAGGGUCGCGUGGAGCUGGAGCAGGAGGGAGCCUGGGGCACGGUGUGUGACGACGGGUGGGACAUGGAGGAAGCCCAGGUGGUCUGCAGGCAGCUGGGCUGUGGCUGGGCUCUGCAGGCCCCGGGAGCUGCCGCCUUCGGCCGGGGGAACGGAUCCAUCCUUCGGGAUGAGCUGGGCUGCCGGGGCCACGAGGAGCACCUGUGGGAGUGCCCGGCGGCGCCAAAUCACGAUUGCAGCCAUAAGGAAGAUGCUGGAGUGGUGUGUUCUGCCGAGGUGGCCUCCCCGGCCCCGGGGGGACAGUCCCCUUGGCACGUGUCCCUCUUUGUCCUCUGCCUGGUGCUGGCAGCCCUGCUCCUGCUCACCCUGCUGGCCUUCACCAUCGCCCUGCUGAGGGUGAGGAAGAUGAGGGGUAAGGAGACGCUGCCGUGGCUGUGGAGGGGGUGA
Chaetura pelagica (chimney swift) is the source of this 1440-nucleotide messenger RNA. It is a transcript of the gene TMEM132A, whose product is annotated as transmembrane protein 132A. Gene Ontology annotation, cellular component: membrane. The annotation marks the transcript as partial. Lineage: Eukaryota; Metazoa; Chordata; Aves; Apodiformes; Apodidae. The transcript is spliced from 8 exons. The record is from RefSeq and is a predicted model, not a curated record.